Cuculus canorus (common cuckoo) is the source of this 2075-nucleotide messenger RNA. RefSeq names its product RAB3A, member RAS oncogene family (gene RAB3A). Gene Ontology annotation, molecular function: GTP binding; GTPase activity. The record is from RefSeq and is a predicted model, not a curated record. Gene Ontology annotation, cellular component: synaptic vesicle membrane; axon; endosome. NCBI's taxonomy places the organism in Eukaryota, Metazoa, Chordata, Aves, Cuculiformes, Cuculidae. Bases 130 to 792 code for a protein of 220 amino acids. Gene Ontology annotation, biological process: regulation of exocytosis; protein secretion; regulation of synaptic vesicle fusion to presynaptic active zone membrane. The transcript has 5 exons.
AGGGUGCUGACGUCAGGUCUCAUUUGCAUACAUCGCCCCGCCCCUCGCGGAUACGUCAUCCGGGCUCUGCACCCGCCGGGGCGGCGCUGCUGCAGUCGCUGCGGGAGGAGGCGGCGCGAGCGGCUGGAGAUGGCGUCCGCUACCGACUCCCGCUAUGGGCAGAAGGAAUCCUCGGAUCAGAACUUCGAUUACAUGUUCAAGAUCCUGAUCAUCGGCAACAGCAGUGUGGGGAAAACCUCCUUCCUGUUCCGGUACGCCGAUGACUCCUUCACACCCGCCUUCGUCAGCACCGUUGGCAUCGACUUCAAGGUCAAGACCAUCUACAGGAACGACAAGCGCAUCAAGCUGCAGAUCUGGGACACAGCCGGGCAGGAGCGGUACCGCACCAUCACCACCGCCUACUACCGUGGUGCCAUGGGCUUUAUCCUGAUGUACGACAUCACCAACGAGGAGUCCUUCAACGCCGUGCAGGACUGGUCCACCCAGAUCAAGACCUACUCCUGGGAUAACGCCCAAGUCCUGCUGGUGGGGAACAAGUGUGACAUGGAGGACGAGCGCGUUGUCUCCUCGGAGAAGGGCCGCCAGCUCGCCGAGCACCUGGGUUUUGAGUUUUUCGAGGCCAGCGCCAAGGACAACAUCAACGUCAAACAGACCUUCGAGCGGCUGGUGGACAUCAUCUGCGAGAAGAUGUCGGAGUCGCUGGAUACGGCCGACCCGGCUGUCACCGGCGCCAAGCAGGGUCCCCAGCUCACGGACCAGCAGGCCCCCCCGCACCAGGACUGCGCCUGCUAGGGGCAACCCCCCCAUCCCAAAAACCGGUCAGUGCACCCCCUCCUCUCCUCCCUCCUCCCGCUGAGCCCCUCUUCUCGGGGGGUCCCGUGGGGGCUUUUGCUGCUGAUACCUCCGAAAGGGCUGCAGCCCCUCUAGGAGACCCCCCCCCCAAUUCAGUUAGGCUGUGCCCUCCCCCUAAUUUAUUUUUAAGCCUGGGCUAGUAGAACCCCCCCCGUGUUCUGCUUUAGCUGCUCCACAAGCCCCCCUCUCCGGGACCAUCACUUUCCGUCUGCUCCCAUCGCCUCCGUUCCUGCCCCUCUCCCGUGUGGGGCUGCAACGGGACCCCCCCCAAACCUCACACAUUCCCCCCUGGGACUCCCCGUGUCCCCCUCCCCAGCCUGGUGGAGUUUCCCCCCUGCCCCGAGAGCUCCUGGGGGCUCCUUGUGCCCGGCUCUCCCCCUCCCCACAUGGAUGGAUAUUUCCUAACUCUUGUUUAUUUGUAUAAAUAGAUGCUAAUUUAUGCUCCCGCCGUCUUCCUCCUUGUACAUAAGAACGAUCUCCUUGUAAAUAGGCGUAGGAAGUGACGCUGUGCGCGUGACCUGCUGUGCUGUGGCCGUGGUGGUGCAUUGAGUUUCUUUUCCUCCGUGUGGUAACCUUGCUUGUGAAUAUCUCUUUUAAAUAAGGAAAAAAAAAAAAUAAUCUAUUAUUUAAAGGUUUAAAACACAAAAAUACAAUACCUGAGCGAGGCAGCCAAGCGAGCCGUAGCCAAUUAGCCCAGGUUUGGGGAUCUUUGCGGAGCCCCUGGUUUUGGCUCCUGUAGCUUUGGUUUCAGCUCCUGGAGCUUCAGUUUCAGCUCUCGGAGCUUCGGUUUUGGCUCUGAGCGCCUCAAUUUUGGCUCUUGGAGCUUCAGUUUUGGCUCUCAGAGCCUCAGUUUUGGCUCUCAAAGCUUUGCAGUUGGCUAAUUUGCUGCGGGGUGCUCGGCUCCUCCGUGUUCCUGUAGUACCGUGCUUCUGUGGAGACUGUGAAUACGUGGAUAAUCCCAUAGCGAUGACGGACCCACUGCCCUCUAUUUAUUUUUCUUGGAGCUCUGUGUCUUUAUUUUAUGGAUUUUCCCCCCUUCCCAGACUCCGGUUCCAUCCCCUCCUCCUUUUCCCCCUUUCCUAUUUUUUGUGAAGUUUACUUCUGGAAGAGUUACACUGUACUGUACAAAUGUCAAAAGUGUCAAAAAAAGCGGACAAAUUUCCUAAAAAUCACUGUAUUAAAAGAAAUGGUGUGAAGAAAUAAAUCGAUGCUGAUCACCGGUC